CUUUUUCAACUCUUUCUUCUCAGGUCAGAUCCAGUCUGCAAGGGUUGCUUUUGCUCAGAUGGCAGGACAGACAUAAAGAAAACAACUCAUUCAUCAGUCUGGAAAGUCCCUUCUAACAGCUUCUCACUGGAAGUAAAGAGGAAGGAGAAUAUAUUUUUCUGGCUGCAUAACUAACAGACUUCCAAAAGUUAUACAACAUUCACACAAAGCAGUCAUUGCAAUAUGUUGUUUACUCUAGGACUUCUUUUCCUUUUAACCCCAUUUCCCUCCUUUCAAACCACGCUCAAUGAGAAGAGAGAUGCCAAAGAAAGUAAUGUGACCAAAGCCAAUGCUGUUUUCACCCUCUCAAAACCAAAAACCCCUUCCAAACAGAGUGUGCACCCCACCCUAAAUCCAAACACAGUAACUGUGACAAUUUUGCCCUCUGCAGCCUCCAACCAAAAAUCUACAACUGCCAACCCUACAACAACCACCAAAAGCAAGCUUAGUUUUGCAGGACUUCAAACCACUCCACCAACAGCAGGAAAGGCUCCUAAAGCCACUGGCAACAACACCAACAGAGACAAACACAAAGUCAACCAGACUGUUUCAGGUAAGCUGCUAUCACUUAGUGAAGAAAAGGCUAGCAAACACAAGCCUGGACCUACUGGAGCUCCAAAAGACCAGUCAACACUCACAAAGCUUUCCUCAGGCAGCACUUUAAAAACCACCAAAAACAAACCUCAACACUUUGACAAUCAAACUACAUCAGCAAUGUCUCCUUCCACCAGUGACGAGAAGAAUCCUAACGACAAGCCUCAUCAAAAUCCUCAGUUUAUACCUUCCAGUGCCAGUAAAAUCACCAAAGACAAGGUUUCGGCUUCUGGUAUCCAGACCGUUCCUGAUAUUCACCUCACCAGCAGUAAUGAGAACUCAAAAGACAAGUCUACUCCAAAUGUUCUGUCUUUACCUCCCAGCAGGAGUAAAACUGCCAAAGAUAAAGCUACAAUAUCUACAAAUCAGACAGUUUCUGAUACCUCCCUUCCUAGUGGUGAUGAAAUGUCUGAAGACAAGUCUGAUCCAAAGAAUGUUAACAAACGUGAAAGAGCUGGUGAUACCAUUACAGAUAAAGAAAUGGGCACCUCUGCUAAAACUCAUACUCCUUCAAUCCAUGCAACCUGCAAAGACAAUGUUGCUCCUUCACAGCCCAUUAAACUGAUCAUUAGGAACGAUUGUGAGUCGAGUCACACAAAAGACCUUGAGCUGACAUUGAAGCCUGGUGCUCCACUCGUGAUGACACAUAAGAUCAACCUGCUACCUGGUGGGUGUACCGGGGGAUGUGAAGCUGAGAUGACUGCUCUGAAAGAACGUCUGACCCGACUGGAAACAGACAUGUCUUCUCUAAAACAAAAAUGUCCAUGUUCUGCAAAUUGCCCUAAUGACUGUAGUGGCAAUGGGAAAUGUGAGAAGGGAAAAUGUAUUUGUCAUAAAGGAUACAUUGGUCUUGACUGCAGCAAGUGUGCAAAAGAUGCCAAGUGUAGUAAAGAAGAAGACAAGAAGAGUGGUUCUGAAGAGACGGACUCUACACCAAAAGUAAUAUUUAAUACAACCAAGGGAUCUGUGCAUCCAAAAGAAGACUAUGUACAACUCACUUUUAUUCCCCCCACAAUCAUUUCCCCAACUAAAGCCAAUUUUCCUUCAAACACUGACAAAAACAAAGAUUUCACAAAUAUUUCUCCAACACCUGAUCCAAAAAUUAAAAAGGGAGUAACUACCAGGACAUCAUCUUUUCCACACCCCCAUUUAAAAGAUGAUCCUCAAGCAAAUGUAACACAGAGUGUUGUGCAGAAAACCAACGGCACAAGUAAAAGCGGAGAUGGAGGAGUAAAGCAGUCCAAUCCAAAAAGCAAUAUUCCAAAACAAGAAAAGACAGAUAAAACUGAAAAUGAAAAGAAAAAGGAUCUCUCCAAUGAAAACAAAACAACUCAAACAACUCCAUCAACAAAGGACAUCACCAAUGUUCUUAUGAACAAAACAGGCGUUUAUUUCUGUGGGACGAGCAACAAGUUUGGAGGUUUAGGGUCAGUGAAGACUGUGAAUAUCUCCUCCUCUAGCUUCACCAUCACAUGGUUAGCUCCACAAAAUAUGUUCAAGAAUUUCACUGUAAUCAAAAGACAGUUCCAGACAGACUGUGACAAGGAUGAGAAUGAGGGGCUCGGAGAGGAAACUAUUGAAAGACAAUCAAUGUCUGGCACUAGGGGCUCAACUGAAGUCCAAAGAAAGAGCACCAACACAGCUGUCUCAUCUGGUAAAAGUGUUGAAUCAAGAUGUAAAACUGAAACCAAGAGGAUCUCAAGAGUGGUGCCUGGCAGUGCACGAUCGGUUGAAUUUAGUCAUCUCAAGCCAAACACGCGUUAUGUCGUGCACGUUUUUGGCACUAAAGCAGACAGAAGAUCCAAGAUUCAUAGAGUUACAGCAACCACAGGUCCUGAGCCCCCAACAGGACUGGUUUUCAGUAAUGUAACAGAGUCCUCUUUGACUGUUUCCUGGACCAAACCAAGCACCAUAUUUACAGGCUUCAAAGUAACAUACAUCAACACAGCAACGGGGAAGAGCCAGUUUGUGACUUUGGACCCUAAGCAGUCAAAUGUUGUUCUGUCCACCUUGUCUGCUGGAUCAUCCUACAUCAUCAGUGUAGCUACAACCAAAGGAAUGGCUCACAGUGAUAAACUCACUUCAAAUAUCACUACAGUACCUGCCCCUCCAACACAUCUUCAAGUUAUCAAUGUAACAGAUAACAGAGCAAUGCUUCGAUGGACACCCAGCCUGGGGAAAGUAGACCGUUUCAUUGUUACCUAUGAAUCCUCCAAGACUCCCAAUGUGACAGUAACAGUGAUGUUGUCGGGAAAUUCAGUGCAGUACCAGCUGAAAGGCCUACAGAGAGGUACUCUGUAUAAGGUCAAAGUGCGGACCCAAAAGAACAAUCUCCAGAGUAUGCGAAUCUCAGCUACAUUUACUACUGCAAAUGUGGUUAAGGCCAGUGAGGUUGGUGCUCGCUCGGCAGUGAUUGCUUGGAGAACUUCCACUGUUUAUCACAGCUACAGAGUGAUCUAUCAGGUGGCCAAAGAGGAGGCAAAGGAAGUAAUCCUGGAGCCAACCAUCACUGAGUAUAAACUCACCAGCCUGAUGCCUUCAUCAUCUUAUUUUGUUGUUGUACAAGGCGAGAAAAAUGGAAAGUAUACAUCACUUGUCACCUCACAGUUCACCACUGGAAAAUUGCGUUUCCCUUUUCCUACUGAAUGCUCACAGGAAUUACUAAACGGAGCUCUGGAGUCAGGUGAAGUGAGCAUCUACCCUCAAGGAAAACAGGGGCGAGCAGUGAGAGUCUACUGUGACAUGGAAACAGAUGGAGGCGGAUGGACGGUUUUCCAGAGAAGGAUUAACGGAAAAACAGAUUUCUACAGAACCUGGAGUGAAUACAAAGCUGGCUUUGGAAACUUAAGUGAAGAGUUCUGGCUGGGAAAUGAGCUCUUACACAUCCUGACCAGUAUAGGCCCUGUGAGUUUGAGAGUGGAUUUGCAAUCUGGAAAUGACACAGUCUACGCUCGCUACACCAAUUUCUCCGUUGCUUCAGAAGAGAGGAACUAUACUCUUACUGUAUCCGGAUACACAGGAACAGCAGGUGACGCAAUGAGAUACCAUAAUGGACGUCCAUUCUCAACCCGAGACAGGGAACCGGACCUUGGACCCCACUGUGCCAAGACUUACUUGGGGGGCUGGUGGUACAAAAACUGCUAUAAAGUCAACCUCAAUGGCCUUUACGGCAUGAACAGCAAAAAUCAGGGAAUAGUCUGGAUAGACUGGAAAGGCAAAGACUCAUCCAUUCCCUUCUCUGAGAUGAAGUUCAGACCUUCCCAGUUCUCCCCUCCAACUCAUGGCUAAAGAUGCUUCAAGCUCCAAGAUUUGUACAUAUCUGUCUCUGCUUGCCUUUACCCAGAUUAAAUUCCAUGAGAGGAUUUUUUUAAGAUACUACUGGCGCGAUCAGUGUAUUUGGUUAAGUGUGAAAGAUGUUUUUCUGAGCUGUUCUCAUGGUAAAUAAAACAACAAAGUGGAUAAAUGGUUCAUUGUAUCUUUUCUAUGCUAAUCAAACAUUUUGCUCAGAUGAGACAUGAUCUGUUUUAACUCUAGACAAUGUAUAUGCACCACACACAUUAAUCCCACUGUUACUGUAUUAUUAUGCACUGCCAAGUGGAAUAAAUUUAGCUAAAGUGGG
Girardinichthys multiradiatus is the source of this 4252-nucleotide messenger RNA. Its product is annotated as tenascin-like. The coding region runs from base 223 to 3921 and encodes 1232 amino acids. The record is from RefSeq and is a predicted model, not a curated record. Gene Ontology annotation, molecular function: protein binding. Lineage: Eukaryota; Metazoa; Chordata; Actinopteri; Cyprinodontiformes; Goodeidae. The transcript has 15 exons.